CAAUUAGUCAUAACUUUCGGAAUAGAUUGGUAAGAAAUCGAUUUGUACAUUCAACACAAACGGUGCAUAAGUACUUUCAUGAGGUAUUAUUUGCUAUGCUAAAAUUUGCCAAAGAAAUGAUUGUCACUCCAUCAUUUGAUCAAAAUGUCCAAGAAAUCAGAACACACCGACAUCUUCGGCAAAUAUUUAAGGUAAAACUUCAUAUAAAAAAUAUAAAUAUAUUUACUUAUAAUUGAAUCAUCCUACUUAAGGGUUAACAAUUUACCUUUAAUGUUUAGGGUGCCGUUGGUGUGUUAGAUGGAACCCUCAUUCCUGCAUGUAUCCCGAUAGAUAAACAAAUACCUUACAGAGGAAGAGGAAGGGGUGAAUGUGCCCAGAACGUUAUGGCCAUUUGUGACUUUAAUAUGAUUUUUACAUAUGUCAUAGCUGGAUGGGAAGGGGUGGCACAUGAUUCAAGGGUACUUAUGGAUGCUGUACUUGAUCCAACAAAGAAAUUUCCGUUGCCCCCUCCUGAUAAAUAUUAUCUUGUUGAUGCUGCUUACACUCACACAAGAGGAUUUAUGGCACCAUACCGUAAUGUUCGGUAUUGGUUGGGUGACUUUCGUAGUGGUGGGCGGCCUACUAGUAAAGAAGAAGUUUUUAAUCAUAUGCAUGCAAAGUUACGGAAUGUAAUCGAAAGGUCUUUUGGCGUGUUGAAGGCGCGUUUUGCAAUUUUGAAGCGGAUGGCACCAUAUUCCUUCUCGACGCAAAGAGACAUAGUUAUUGCAUGCAUAACACUACACAACUACAUCAGAAAAGAAUCCAUCUCCGAUCCACUCUUCCAACAGUACAAUAAUGAAAAUGUUCUUUCAGAGAUGAAUAUCGAAUCAGAGAAUGAUAUGCCUGAAGUAGAAGGACUCUACAACCCUCUCCCAAACACUGGCCAUAGUUACUUGAAUUCCCUUUGUAAGCUGUGA
Messenger RNA from Magnolia sinica, 956 nucleotides. RefSeq lists its product as uncharacterized. Bases 384 to 956 code for a protein of 190 amino acids. The transcript has 3 exons. The record is from RefSeq and is a predicted model, not a curated record. NCBI's taxonomy places the organism in Eukaryota, Viridiplantae, Streptophyta, Magnoliopsida, Magnoliales, Magnoliaceae.